Molecule: messenger RNA, 5640 nt
Organism: Micropterus salmoides (largemouth bass)
Lineage: Eukaryota; Metazoa; Chordata; Actinopteri; Centrarchiformes; Centrarchidae
Gene: ccdc162
Product: coiled-coil domain-containing protein 162
Exons: 36
Coding region: 273-5237 (1654 amino acids)
Source: RefSeq, a predicted model, not a curated record
GGACAGACAGAAAACACAGGGAAGGGGGGAACAAAAGAACACAAGGUAGUGGGGAGAUUCUGUAGUACCACAACAAAUCCAAAAAGAAACAAACAUCUUUGCUGUCUUAGUUGGCUUCCAGCUACUCUUUAGAGGACAGCCUACAGCUGCUGGGUCUGGAAGAUAAUUUAGAGGAAGGAACCUCAGAUCCCAUCAUAACCAGAGGUGCUUACCUGUCUCUGACAUUCCUGCGUCAUCUCAAACUCAGACAGCUCCAGCGCAUCUCUCUUGGGAUGCUGAACUACCUGCGCUCUGUGGAGAGGACUUUGACCUUUGACCUGGCCGGUCUGAAGCUGGAGGAAGGAGAGCUGUGCAGCACAGCAGAGGAAACAGGCUGGAUGAAUGCAGCCAGAGGGGGAAGUGGAGAGACAGAAGGUCUCGGCUCGUUCCAGUGCAGCCACAACACUCCUGUUGACUAUAAGGUCCACUGCUCAGAGUUCAUGGAAUUUACAGAGGUGGAGAAUCUUCAUGAUUUCUACAGCGCAGAGGAGAAGUUUGUCCACACUCAGGACCAGAGAGGUUUUUACAUCGUGUACGACGCUGCUCUGAAGGACCUGCAGGAGCUGGAGAACGAGCUUCUUCUAGUCGGCUCACACUUUAUCCAGAGAAACAGGGUUAAGAAAAUGGGAAACGCAGAGGGAGCCACCACCUCGACAGCAGACAUCCACUCCUGGGCCGGAACAGAUGUUGACCGUGUUGCACUGCUUCUUGACCUGUGGACAUGUGAGAUGGAGUUUUUGGAAAGCAAAGUGCAGCUCUUGAACUGUUAUUACGAGGCCUACCAGCAUGCAGCAGGGACGGAGGAGAGGUUUGCGUUGGCUCGAGUUAUUACUGACAUCAUGCACAGUAGGCCACAACUGAACCUGAACCAGGAUUACUUUGUUCAGGCCUACAGAGCUGAGAUAGGCUGCCUGCGAAGCCACCAGCAGCUGAUCAGACAUAUUUUGGACAAUCAGAUUGAAAGACAGCGGCAGUACCUCCAACGCAUCUGGAGAGAUGACCACAAAGGCUCCGUCUGUGACUAUGGCCUUCCACCAAAAUACGUUCCCAAACAUCUGGUCUCACUUGGAGGCAGCAGCUCUGCGCUGAUGAAUGUGUUCCUUCUGGAGGUUCAUCCAUCCCUCUGCCUGGCUUCUGCCGUCUAUCACAGUUUAGUUCAGGCUCACACGGAGCUCUGUCAGCUGCACCGAGCCACGAGCGUCACUCACAAACUUGCCCUGCGACAGAAGCUCCUACAGCGGGCUCUGCAGAGCUGGAGGCACCUAGCUUCACCCGGGGCCUCCUACAGCUCUCAGAUACAGAAGGAUUUGUUCUCAGAUGUGUUUUUUGAGGACCCGAUUUUGGUCCAAAAAGUGGGACUGUUGUUAAUAAGAUCUGCAGAGGAGAAUGACAUAACGCAGGGAAGAGAGAGAAAGGUGUAUGCUGUGGAAACUUUCUCCAAGCUGCUGGAGCUCAUUACCAUCCGCCAUCGUCUGCUGGAGUCGGCGUCAGAGACUGCACAUUUGGCACAGUUGUACAGAAACGUGGCUUCAGAGCUCGGCUUCGAUGACUUCCACCUUUACCUGAGGCCUGUGCAGUUUGAGGUUGCUGAACAUAAUGACAAAGCUGAGCAGAGGCCUGUUUUUAUCACAGCAAUACUGGAAGAUGACAGCUCUGUGGACAGGUUCAUACCGUCCCACCUGCCUCUGAGCAUCCAGGAGCUGGAUGAGAACCAGAUCGGGAGGUUCAGCUUCAGCUCAGAGGAGGCUGUUGUUCAUCUUAUGAACAGACAGAGUAUAGAAAACCUGCAGGUGACUCUGGCCUGUCAGGUGACACAGAAGAACGCUUUGUUAAGUGCUGUGAAACUGGUUUGUCUUUGUCACUGGGCAGAGAGUGUGACGUCUUCAGCUGAGAGUGAAGUAGCCCUUCCUUCUGAUAAAGAUGUAAAAUCUGAAGCCAAACAUGGAAGUGACACCAACAAAGUGCAGGAACAAUCGAAUACUUCUCCCUCUUGCCCUGCAGGAACUCCCACCACCACCACCAAGGAGAGGCUGAUGGAAGCCUUUGUGUCCAUCCAGCUGGAAAAAGUGGGUCUGCGUGACGAGAUGCUGAAUUCAUUUAUGAAGAAGAAGCAGGCCGUGGGGGGUCUAAUAAAAACCCCAGAGGAAUCUGCAAAGAUCAAAAGGAGGCUCAUAAUCGACUUUCUCAAGAAAUUCAGCACACAGAUAUCUCAGUAUUGUGUGAGAGCGCAGAUUGUUGCAUAUUGCAACAGUCUAACCUUGUUUUUGGACGACAUACCCUCAAUCCGUCAGUCGCACUUCAUGAUUGGGAAAACCAACGAGCCCAGAGCCAUUUUGGAUUCUGGAGUUGACCUUUGCCCUGACACCAGGACCUUUCCACAUCAGCCACAGCAGGUGUUGUCUGCAGACGGCAAAACUCUUCUCAACUUGUGGUUCAUCCCCCACUUCACUGAAGUGCUUCACAUGUUCAAAACACUGAAUGUUUCGGCAUGUGCCACAGCUCUCCAUCACACUCUGCAGAUAGUUUCAGCUCUUCAUGACAUAAUUUAUUACCUGAUAAGUUUCUCCAGACUGGGAAACACAGACGACUCCUGUAGCUACAGGAGAGGACAGGAAGUACCAGGCUCACUCGCAGCAGACUGGGGAGGCACUGAAGGCAUUGGAGCAGAGCUGCUGGAGCUCCAGAGUCAGGUCGACUGUCUGUCUGAUCCCAGCAGCCCAGAGUCUGUCGGCCGUCUGCUGCAGCUGCGCAGGCAGGUCCUCCUCCUGCAGUUUGAUACUGCUGUUAGACACCUCAUCAGGGAGGUGUUCCUCUCAUCUGGUGAUGUUGCUUCCUACCAGAGUGUGAGCGACAACAUGGCGACUGCCCUCACCCUGCUGAGUGACAGUAUCCAGACUGACGUGUUCAGCAUCACGCUGCCUGUUCCUCGACCUCUAGAGACUCGAGGCUGUCAGGCACAGCAAAUGUAUCCAUGGAGAAGCUUCAUAGCCUGUCAUGGAUUGUUCCCUCUGCAUGUGUGGGACAUCCCUCCCAUCGAAUACUGCAUGCAGCUGUGUCUGAGUGGUCUGAGUGAUCGGAGCAGACUGCAGGCAAACGCGGCGAUCCUCGGUGUGUCACUGCUCAUGGAGGACGUCCUGAACAGUGGAAGAGAGGCAGAGCCUGUCCGUCUCGAUGGCGACAAGGAUGGCCUUCUGCACGAUGGAAAACCUAAUAAAGGGGAUAAUCUCUGCAUGGAAGCUAAAGAAGAGAAUAAGAAGACUUGUGUGUCAGACGCCACUCUUCUACAGGAUCCAAUCAGAGUCCAGUCUGUGUUGAAAGGUUUCCUCCUGCUGACGAAGCAGCUUCAGGUGUUCAAGGAGAGCUGGGCCCGAAGACGUUUCGGCAAUCAAAUGUUCAGAGAGGCCAUUGUGUAUCAACAGUUUGUGAAACUCUACAGAGCUGAAAUAUUUAACCCCAGCAUGAGAGCUCUGGCUCAACAAAUGGGUAAGGAGCGUGACUACGAGGUCUUAAUUUCUGGCAGCCCGUCUCUCCUGCCCCCCCCUGGAGCUUCAGAGGUUGACGUGAAAGCCUGGCAGCUUCAGAGUCUGCUAGAGAGCACUGAGUGUGACAUGAUCAGAGCGGUGCAGAGGAAGACGAACAGAGAGCUGACCCUGGUGGUUUCAGAGCGAACUCGACAGGACUCAGGCCUCCCUACGGAGUUGUGGAAGAAAGUCCCACUGAAGUACAGUUUGUCCCCUGAGCGGCCGCAGAUUGUGGAGACUUUCAUCCAGCAGCUGAUGGAGGGAGCUGAAGAGGCAGAGGGACAGCUGACGGUCGCUCAGGAUCGCCUCCAGCAGUGUCUCACUCACCUCGGCUGUUCUCUGAUGGAGCGAGAGCGUCGCAGCUUCCUGCAGUACUCACAGUUUUAUGAACGAAUCCUGCAGCAGGAGACGCAGCUCCUGUAUCAGAGAGAACAGGAUUUAAACACUCUUAAGGACUUUCAGACAAGCAACUCUUUCAAAGAGGUGGUGGCCGAAUGUCGUGGGAUGAUGUUGGAGAUCUCAGCGCUGCAGGCCCGAGUCGCUCACCUGGAAGAACAGAAGAGCACUCUAGAAGAGCAACUCCGACUCAAAUUCAAAGAACGCUACGACCCUUUGGUCCGACACCUCUUCUCCACUUGCAUCCAGCUAACGGCCAAGCUUGACGAGCACCACAUGCAGAUGGAGCAGGAUGUGAGUGAGAUGGUAAACAGAAUAAGAGGCGAAGGAGUGGACCGAAUUAUCAAGCUCAAGAAGAAGUACGGCUGCACCAAAGACAAUGAUGGACUCUCACUCACACAGUUAAAGAAAGAAGAAGUCCAUGAGUUGAACCUGGAGAACAGCCGGCUGACGGCUCUGCUCUGCAAACUAAAGGCUCUGAGCCGCUGGAGGCAGCUGGUCGACCGAGAGAAACUUCAUCGACAGCUGCUUCAGACUCAGCAGAGGGAGAUUAUCUGUCGCGCUGAAGCUCUCAGAGUGAAGAUGACAUCGGAGGAGGAGGUAGUUUACCUGCAGGAGGAGCUGGAGGUCGCGAGGAAGGCGUUAUCCCGCUGUCAGGCCGAGUACAGUAGCACCAAGCAGCUGCUCAGCAGGAAGACAGAAGAGCUCCAGGUGGCCAGGUAUCAGUCUGCACAGGAGGCCCGCAGCAGGCAGGAGCUGGACAGCUAUCGAGUGCAGAGCCUGGAACAAAUGAAAGCAGACAUGGAGGACAGAGAAAGACAGCUCAGGGCGCUCAGCGAGCAGCUGGACAGAGGCAGCAGGAUGAACCAGAUACUCAGACAACGCAGUGCCAAAGAGAUCCGUCAGGUGAGGGGCCAGCUACAGCAGGAGCGAAGCCUCAAGCAAGAAGCCUUUCAGCAAGUGGACAGACUGCAGAACCAGGUGAACGACAUGGAACCUGCGUUCUCCGGAUGCACCUCUACAGCAGGGCAAAGCAGGACUUAUUACACGCUGUCAGCCAGCAGAUUGAGAACUAGAAGUCCCUCAGCAGGUCCACACGGAGUCAGUCAGCAGCUUGGCAGCCUCACAAACCACACCGCACUUCAGGACUUUGCUGCAGAGCCAAGACACCAGAGAGCAGAAACAGCCAGGAGCCGUUCUAACGCAAGAAUAGACAGACCUAAAGCAGAUCCGUCUCGCCUGCGUGCCCUGACUGCUGAGAUGUUGUUGCCAUCGCUGUGAGAUUUACCUCUGGGUAUUUUGUAAAGCACCACCAACUUUUAACAAGUUAGCUGCUGUUUGACAUGCAGUGUGUCCUGUGGUUGCCUUGUGGGCUGCUGAAUGUUGGUGUGCUGUUCAAUCUCAAGCUUCACUGUGUGUCAAACACAUUUAUGUUCUUUUCAAAGCUAAGACAUAAACCUCAGCAAGGCUUUGGCUUAUUUUCAUUCAACAAGGCCUUUUAUUAUCCAGAAUGUUUUAGAACAUCCUCCACCACAGUCAUGUACAAGUUUGUCUUCCCUUCACAGUGCAGCACCAUCAUACUACUUUGGUCCAUAUUUCAGUCUCACAUGACAUUUUUUCAUCUAUCAAUUGGAAAUUAAAUAUUGUAUUCGAUGUUAAUAAAACAGUAUACUGAGUCCAUGAA